Molecule: messenger RNA, 2401 nt
Organism: Dermatophagoides pteronyssinus (European house dust mite)
Lineage: Eukaryota; Metazoa; Arthropoda; Arachnida; Sarcoptiformes; Pyroglyphidae
Product: actin-binding LIM protein 3-like
Biological process (GO): lamellipodium assembly; cytoskeleton organization
Cellular component (GO): actin cytoskeleton
Molecular function (GO): actin filament binding
Source: RefSeq, a predicted model, not a curated record
ACCGACAUGACAAAAGUGAUGUUUUCAUUGAAAAUUCUGUUUAAAUUCAAUUAAAAAUUUCAUGAUUUCAAAAAAAGAAAAAACUUGACUUAUCUUAAAAUAAAAUGGGCAAAGUUUUAUGCGAAUCUUGCCUAAAAAAAUGUUCCGGUAAUGUUUUACGUGUUGGUAAAGUUUAUUUUCAUAUUGCUUGUUUUAAAUGUCAUGAAUGUGGCGUUUCAUUAUCAAAAGGUGGAUUUUUUACACAUUCAAUAAAUAAUAAUUCCAAUUAUUAUUGUACAAAAUGUUAUCAAAAUUCAUUUGGUACAAAAUGUGCUGCAUGUAAUGAAUUUGUUGAAGGUGAAGUAAUUAGUGCAUUAGGUAAUACUUAUCAUCAACAAUGUUUUCGUUGUAAUCGUUGCAGGCAACCAUUUCCAAGCGGUGAAAAAGUUACCUGGACUGGAAAAGAAUGUCUUUGUUCGAAAUGUAUACAGAUACCGACUGUAUCGACAACAACGAAUAAUAAUAAUAGUGAUGGACUUGUGCCAAUUUGUCAAUCAUGUAAUCAAGAUAUAUCGGAUGGACAGGCAUUGAUUGCAUUGGAUAAACAUUGGCAUAUUUCUUGUUUUAAAUGUGAAACAUGUGGUUGUAUAUUACAUGGUGAAUAUCUAAGUAAAGAUGAUAAAGUUUAUUGUGAAAAAGAUUAUCAGAAACAAUUUGGCAUAAAAUGUCAUCAUUGUGAACGUUAUAUAACGGGUAAAGUUUUACAAGCUGGUGAUAAUCAUUUUCAUCCAACUUGUGCUCGGUGCAUAAAAUGUGGUGAUGUAUUUAGUGAUGGUGAAGAAAUGUAUAUACAAGGUGCUGCUAUUUGGCAUCCAAGAUGUGGACCAGGACCGGGUGAAAAAAUACCUGAUGAAAAUUUAAUAACAACAACAACACCGGUUGAUCAUCAGUAUUUACAACCCGAAUCACCUCCUAGCAUGAAUAGUUCUUCUUUAUCUCGUUCGAUUAGUCCGUUUGGUAAUUAUAAUGGUGAACAGCUAAAUGAAUCAUAUCCUUAUUUGGAUAAAAAUCAAACAUGGACAAGCGAUAUGAUGAAUCGUUAUUAUACAUAUAGUUAUUUAACAGCUGAACCAACACUUGGUUAUUUAAGAAAACCAAUCGAUCCACGUCCACCAAAAUCACCACAAUUUCAUCGUCCACCUGAUUAUAAUCAUCAAUAUGAUUAUCAUCAUCAAAAUCAUAAUAAUCAUCAACAACAACCCGGUAGCAGACGAACACAAAGUAGAUCACCAAAACAAGGAAUGCGUGCAAUGUUAGAUCAAUUACAGGCAACAUCAAAUUUAUCAAGGCCAAAAUCACCAUCAAUGAAUAAUGAAGAACCAAUUGAAUUAUCACAUUAUCCAAGUGCACAGAAACCAAAUCCAAAUGAUGUACCAACAAUUGAACGUGAUGAUUUUCCAGCGCCACCUUUUCCUUAUGCUGAUCCAAAUCUAAAAAAAUGGUAUAAUUCAAAAGAUAAUCUUGAAGAAGAAUUCGUAGCAAAAGAAAGAGAAGAAAAUUUUGUCAAUCCACAACUGAAAAAAGAAGAAGAAGAACUAUCGAAAAUUGCAACCGGAAUUGGUAAAGUUUUCCUAAAAACAGUUAAAGAACGUGAAAAAAUUAUGGCAUAUCGUCGAGCAAAUUUGGAUCCACGUAAUGCAUCACGUACACCAUCCGCUCGAACAGAAAUUCCUGCCCGUUUAAGAUAUGAUAAUCCGGUCAAUGCUUCACCAUCACGUGAUAUUGAUCGACCAAAACCAUGGGAAGAAGAUGAAUAUGAACGUUAUUUUUAUCGUAAUUCUCGUAUCACUCGUAGUCAACCAUAUAUAAAUUAUAAUGUGGUAUCAUCAUCACGAAAUACACCUAAACCUGGUUAUAGCCUUAAACAUCGUGAAAAUGGUGAUGUUGUUGAAUCACCAUUUACGGAAAAAUAUUUGGAAAAAACACAAAGUGCCGAAUUUGGUAGUAAAAGAUCAAAUGUUUCAGCAUUGUCCGAUCAUCAAAAUCGAUAUUAUAUGAAUCAUAGUGCAAGUGGUACAUUUCGUGGUACAACAACCCCUUAUUCAGAAGGAUUUGGUACCUAUCAUGGUUAUCAUUAUCCACAACAACAAUAUUCCGGUUCAUUUAGUCCACAUUUUCGUCGUUCAAUGCCAAAUGUUAAUCUACAACAUUUGAAUAAUGAACCAGCAAGAGAAUAUCCAUAUCAUUUAUUAAUGAUAACAAAUUAUCGUUUACCACCAGAUGUUGAUCGUUGUCAUCUGGAACGACAUUUAGAAAAUAGUGAAUUUGAACGAAUUUUGGGUAUGAAUCGAAUGGAUUUUUAUCGGCUACCUGAAUGGAAAAGAAAUGAGCUUAAAAAACGUGUUAAACUUUUUUGAAAAAA